AUGCGUUUCACUCAGAUUCUUUCCUCCGCUGCGAUCGCUGGUGUUUCGCUAGCUACCCCUCUUGGCCACGAGCACCCUGCCCACAAGAGAGACGUGGCAUACGUGACCAACGUCAAGACCACCACUGUGUUCGGUACUGCUCCACAGCAGGUCGGUGGUCAAUCGACCACUGUGCAGCUGGACGCUUCCAACACCGUCGCCCAACAGGCUGCCACACAAUCGACCUCGUUGUCUGAGGUCUCGAGAGGUGUGGAGGCCGCCCCAACUGCCGCUGCCACUUCGACCGCUCCCGCUUCUUCGACCGUGGCAGCUUCUUCCUCGAGCGUCUCGUCGAGCAGCCCUUCUUCUGUCCCAGCCUCGAGCUCUUCGUCUUCUGCUCCAGCCGCUAGCUCCUCUUCAUCUGGUUCCGUCGGUUCCGGUGGAGCCAAGGGUAUCACCUACUCGCCUUACAGCAGCUCUGGUUCUUGUAAGAGCUCUUCUGACAUUGCCUCUGACUUGGCUCAACUCUCAGGCUACGACAUCAUCAGACUAUACGGUGUCGACUGCGACCAGGUCUCUGCUGUCUUGCAAAACAAGGGCUCCAGUCAAAAGGUGUUCCUAGGUAUCUACUACACCGAUGCCAUCCAGGACGGUGUCAACACCAUCCAGAGUGCGAUCAACGCCCACGGCUCUUGGGACGACGUCUACGCCGUUUCUAUCGGUAACGAAUUGGUCAACGCCGGUACUGCUUCUGUCUCUCAGGUUGGCUCGCUCGUUUCCGAGGGUAGAUCCGCACUUAAGAGCGCUGGCUACUCCGGUCCUGUCGUCUCUGUUGACACUUUCAUCGCUGUCAUCAACAACCCUGGUUUGUGCGAAUACUCAGACUUCAUGGCCGUCAACGCCCACGCCUACUUUGACUACAAUACCGCUGCCAGUGACGCUGGCACAUGGUUGAACGAACAAAUCGAGAGAGUCUGGGGUGCUUGCAACGGUAACAAGAAUGUCUUGAUUACCGAGUCUGGCUGGCCAUCUCAAGGUGAGACUUUGGGUAAAGCCGUUGCAUCGAAGCAAAACCAAGUUUCCGCCAUUAACUCUAUCAAGGCUUCGUGUGGUAACGCAGUCAUUUUGUUCACCGCCUUUAACGACUACUGGAAGGCCGACGGUGCCUACGGAUGCGAGAAAUACUGGGGUAUUUUGUCCAACUAG
Messenger RNA from Lachancea lanzarotensis, 1185 nucleotides. RefSeq names its product LALA0S16e00364g1_1. Gene Ontology annotation, molecular function: glucan endo-1,3-beta-D-glucosidase activity; 1,3-beta-glucanosyltransferase activity. Bases 1 to 1185 code for a protein of 394 amino acids. Gene Ontology annotation, cellular component: extracellular region; fungal-type cell wall; cell surface. The transcript has a single exon. The record is from RefSeq and is a predicted model, not a curated record. NCBI's taxonomy places the organism in Eukaryota, Fungi, Ascomycota, Saccharomycetes, Saccharomycetales, Saccharomycetaceae. Gene Ontology annotation, biological process: cell wall organization; carbohydrate metabolic process.